Moesziomyces antarcticus is the source of this 678-nucleotide messenger RNA. RefSeq lists its product as uncharacterized. The record is from RefSeq and is a predicted model, not a curated record. The coding region runs from base 1 to 678 and encodes 225 amino acids. The transcript is spliced from 2 exons. Lineage: Eukaryota; Fungi; Basidiomycota; Ustilaginomycetes; Ustilaginales; Ustilaginaceae.
AUGCCCAUCACGAGAGCUUUGUCGAGCCGCCUGCGCUCCGGGUCGCGCCGACAGUCGACGCCAGCUGCUGCGAUCAACCACCCAACCGAGGAUAUGACGGCGCUCAAGAGCCAGGCUCAAGCAGCAGCCGCCAUGGUCGAGCCUGCGCGUGCACUGGUGGCCAGCGCCCUCGCUCAGCUCAACGUCCACAACACCGCCAAGGAUGCAGGCUCGACUUCGGGCUCGAGCUCCUACGCUGCCAGCACCGCCGCCUCGACCACUUCGGCAUCUUCGAGGCCUCGCUACUCGCGUGGCACCCGUCGACUAUCGUCCCGGCGCUCGGUGCUGGGCAGCUCCGAGUUUGGCGACUCCUCGGACGAUGAGAACGACGACAAAGGCCAGCAGCGCAGGAUCGGCGGAUGCUCCUCCCGAAUCGCCACCACCGACCAGCCGGACGACAGCAACAAGGAGAACGUCGCCCCCUUCCGCUGCACCUCCCAAGACGUCCUCGACGCCGAGGCUCGCGAUGUCCAGCACGAGCACGCUAUCCGUCGCACCACGCCUUCUCGCCGCACCAGCCUCAUGGAGCGCCCCUCGUUUGCUUCUUCACCGCGUCUCAGCCGCAGCUCCACCGUGUCCGACCUUUCCGCUUCACAAGCCCCGAUCGAUUGGCUGCAGGCCGAGGGUGCAGCAGUGUGA